AUGUUCAGGUGGACGAGUAAUGGUAUUGUUCUGUUCGGCUCAGCAGCUUAUACAUAUGUGAAGAAACAGGAAAUGGACAAAAAGGUUGGAGUCAAAAAGUCAAUAGAUAGGCGGCCACUGUUGAACCCUAAAGCGGAUGACGAUGAAGGUGUUGUAUAA
Molecule: messenger RNA, 159 nt
Organism: Haemonchus placei
Lineage: Eukaryota; Metazoa; Nematoda; Chromadorea; Rhabditida; Trichostrongylidae
Source: the annotation of a GenBank genome assembly